Molecule: messenger RNA, 582 nt
Organism: Microstroma glucosiphilum
Lineage: Eukaryota; Fungi; Basidiomycota; Exobasidiomycetes; Microstromatales; Microstromataceae
Product: phosphatases II
Exons: 1
Biological process (GO): dephosphorylation
Cellular component (GO): nucleus
Molecular function (GO): protein tyrosine phosphatase activity
Source: RefSeq, a predicted model, not a curated record
CCUUCGUCUUUCCGACUGGGGAAUUUGUUCCUCAGCUCUUGUCCUGGGAAGAAAGUACGGUUGACUGGUGCGGUGCGGGGCCGAGGAGCAGUAUGUCGGGACUUGGCCAUCGACCUGCAGCGCUUCAAGAGUCUCGGCGUCGGGGCGCUCGUCUGUUGCCUCAGUGACGCUGAGCUGGGCGUCAUCGGCGUUCAGUGGGAGGAGUACAUGAAGGAGGCAGCCAAGCUGGGUUUGGACCUCGUCCGCGUCCCGAUGGUGGAGGGCAAUUGCCCUACAUCACAAGAGUAUCUGGAUGCCUGGCUGGAGGAGAUUGUCUACCAUUGCACAUUGAAGGGUGUCAAUGUGUUGGUCCACUGCAGGGGUGGUGUCGGCCGAGCCGGCACGAUUGCUGCCUGUUGGCUUGCCAAGAUGGGUCUCGUCGAUGAAUUCAGACCGCCCAACGAGGUGGCUCGCAGAGGCAAGGUUCUGCCUGCGCAAGAGCUCCUCUGGCAAUGCCUCCAAGUCGUGAGGAUGAGGAGAAGCUCAAAGGCAAUCGAGACUGCCGAGCAGGCUGCUUACAUUGCCAAGUACGGCGAGUACCUC